AUGUUCUUGGUGCAGUGGCCAGUGCCUGUAAUAAUCCAGAAGAGUGAUCUGUCAGCAUCAGUACUGCAGGGAUUCUCUUGUAGCUCAACUCAGACUCUCCCACAGAAGAAAGCCAAAGAUCUAGUAAAAGCCUGUAGACCACGUGCAGGCAGAGACAAGGUCGUCCUGACAGAGGCUCAGUCAAGUGUGUUCCUGGAGAACUCUGAAAACCUUCAGUUGUUCAACAACCCAGGAAUUUCAGCCAGUGUCUUGGAGUAUUAUACAACACAGUUGUACAUCCAGAAUCCUGACUUCAGCCCUCUCGGUCACAGCGGUGCUGGUAGCAAAGUUCCUGAUAUAUCUGCAGCCACCAUCCAAACAUUGGGAAGCCAGUGUGUGGGCUUGACUGUGGGCCAGAUAAACUCCGCCCCUCCCAAUGUGAUAAGCGGUGCUCUGUCAACACUCAGUAUCAUCAGUGGCUGGGACCAGGGCCAAGUGAAUGCCCUCAUCCAGAGCAUCAUUAGUUCAGGCUUUAAUAUCAACAGUGCCUCCUCUCUGGUAUCAUUGGGAACACUUAUUGGUGGUGUUCCUUCUACAGCCAUAUCCAUCAUCCCAUCUUCUGAGCUUCUGUCUUUAUCUCAGAAUCCAACAUUCAUUGCUAAUAUUCUAUCAGCCCCAGUUAUUCUACAACAGACAUUUGUCCAAAAGGUAAUCUCUGUAGACCAAACCUCUGUCAUACAAAAUGUUCCGGAUGCACUAGUGAUGUAUAUUCCACUUGUUCUACUGACAUCUCUGAGCUCUGUGGAAGUUUCACUCAUCAAUAACAAGAGCUGGAGUCAUGAACAGGCUAUGAUGUUCUUCGGUGCAGUGGCCAGUGCCUGUAAUAAUCCAGAAGAUCUGUCAGCAUCAGUACUGCAGGGAUUCUCUUGUAGCUCAACUCAGACUCUCCCACAGAAGAAAGCCAAAGAUCUAGUAAAAGCCUGUAGACCACGUGCAGGCAGAGACAAGGUCGUCCUGACAGAGGCUCAGCUGACCUGCAUGUACAACUAUGUGAAAGAAGAUCUAGUCGAAAGCUUUAUGGAUGUCCCCUCUGAUAUGCUUCUGUACUACAGCUACGAGACAAUACAGAAUGUGAACUGCCAAUCAUAUUUCCGUGCCCUUGGCAGAGCAGAUUUCUCAGUUCUUUCUCCUGUCCUUGACAAAACAACCAUACUGUUCAACAAUGCAAAGGACUGCCUGGGUAUAUCUGGUGUGAGUCUGACCAGGGAUCAGGUGGAGGUUCUGGGAAAUAUGGCCUGCACACUGGACUCCUCCUACAUCCAGAACUCUGACCCUUUCAUUUUGGAGAAACUGAAGAACUGUGGAGAUCUUUCUGAUUCUCAGGUCACCGCUGUACAGUCACUGCUCCUCAGUGGAAACACUGCUUAUGGUAAUCCCUCAACAUGGAAUGAGCAGACCGUGGAACAACUUGGCAUCCUGGUUGUCUAUUUCAAAUCAGGCCUCUGUGACACAAUUGGCUUUAAUGUCAAGAGGAAGUUAUUUUCAGUCCUGAGGGAGCAGAAGAUCCCACUGAUAAAGCUUAGGACAUUCUUCACAGAAUGCAACUCAGAAAGUACUACAGUGAGCAACAUAACAGCAACAACAAUUGCAGAUGCAGCUUUUCCUUUCGGUUUUAAUGCCAUCCAGUUUGAUCUGUAUCUGGACAUCACCAUCUUGCAGGAAAACCUGGCAGCUAUCACUGAGAAAGUGGUGGACACCAGCCUCCAGAUGGUCAUUCUUAACAAGUUAAACCAGAUUUUCCCAUCAGGCCUUGGUGAUCAUGUGCUGCAACUACUGGGUUCAAUUUCUCGUUUGGCCACAAUUGAUGACAUUAGCAAGUGGAACAUUACUAUAAUUGACACACUGUCCUCUUUGAUGGAUUCAAAUGAUGGAUACUGGGAACCAGAAAAGAGUAAAGCAGUAAUUAUGAGGUAUCUGAGCAUGGGUGAUCACUCUUUGGGAAGUGCUGAAAUAAAUGUCAUUGGUUCCUACAUCUGUACAUUAGACAUCAGUGUACUGGAAAAUAUCACUCCUGAGAGCUUAAUGAUGGUCCCCUAUCCAGAUUUGUCCUCAUGUUCCUUUGAACAGAAAUCUACUCUGUACAUCAUUGUCAAGUCUUCUUUUAGCAAUCUCCACAGCAGUGCCAUAAAAUACUACCAGCUCAUGAUACCUUACCUGGGUGGAGCUCCUGUGGAGGACAUACAAGCCUUUUCAACUCAUAGCAUCUGCAUGGACAUCACAACGUUUACUAGUCUGAGUCCUGCUGUUCUUAACGCUCUGAAUGUAAGAACUGUGCAAGCCCUAAUGGGGGUAAAUGUGGCUGGCUUGAAGCUGUUUGAGAAUUCUUCAGUGGUUCAGUCCUGGGUGUCACAGCAGAAACAAAUGGAUUUAGAUAUGCUGAAUCUUGGCAUCAUCAACAACAGCAUAAAAAAUUAUACUGCCAUCAUCGCCACAACCACUACUAUAUCCACAUCAGCUUCUGACACUACAAUGAAAACUGCCACUUUAAAUGCCCUCCUUACCACCACAACCUCCCACACUUCUGCUGGAGCAACUGUCAACACCACUGUUGCUACUAAUGUUGUCCAUACUUCCAAUACUUCUUUCACUAAAAAUAAUGAGCACGCAACGUUUUUUCAAAACAACUCUGUAAUCACUAUCAAUACACCUGCCACUAGUAAUGCCCUCCUCACCACCACUGCUUCCCCCUCUUCAAGGUCUGAAAUUAGCACCUCUGCUGAAGCAAAUGCCAUCAUUACUGCCAGCAGUAAUGUCGACCUUACCACCACCACUUCCCCAAAUACAAGCAUUAAAAACAGCAUUUCUGCUGAAGCAUAUCUUAACACAACUGCCCUUUCUAACACUGUCGUUACUUCCGAAACUUCCCACCUCCCACCUCCCACAGCAAGUUUUGAUAUCACUUAUACUCAAAACAACUCUGGUAUUACUGUCAACAUACCUGCCACUAGCAACGCCCUUCAUACCACUACUGCUUCCCCCAAUACAAGCUUUGAAAUCAACACAUCUGCUGGAGGAAAUGUCAAUAUAACCACCAAUAGUAACAUAGUCCUUACCACUACUGCAGCCCCCUCUACAAGCUUUGAUAUCCACACUUCUGCUGGAGCAAAUGUCAACACCACUGUCAUUACUAAUGUCGUCCUAACCAACAAUGCUUCUUCCACUGCAAAUAUUGAUAUCAAAACUUCUACUCAAAACAACUCUGGCAUUACUGUCAACACACCUGCCACUAGCAAUGCCCUCCUAACCACCACUGCUUCCCCCCCUAGAGGAUUUGAAAUCAACACUUCUGUUGGAGCAAAUAUUAACACGACUGCCAUCAGCAAUGAUCUUCAUACCACUACUGCUUUUGCUGCUACAAUCUUUGAAAUCAACACAUCUGCUGGAGGAAAUGUCAACAUUACUGCUAGUAGUAAUGUCAACUUUACUACGACUGCUUCCCCAAAUACAAUGUUUGAAAUCAACACUUCUGCUGAACCAAAUAUAAACAUGACUGCCAUUACUAAUGUUGUCCAUACCACCAAUGCUUCCCCAAAUACAAGCUUUGAAAUAAGCACUUCUUCGGGGGCAAAUGACAACACCAAUAUCACUACUAAUGUCGACCAUACUUCCAACACUUCUUCCCCUGAAAAUAAUAAAAUCACCACUUCUACCCAAAACAACUCUGGCAUUACUGUCAACACAUCUGCCACUAGCAAUGCCCUCCUAACCACCACUGCUUCCCCCACUAGAGGAUUUGAAAUCAACACUUCUGCUGGAGCAAAUAUUAACACGACUGCCAUCAGCAAUGAUCUUCAUACCACUACUGCUUUUGCUGCUACAAUCUUUGAAAUCAACACAUCUGCUGGAGGAAAUGUCAACAUUACUGCUAGUAAUAAUGUCAACUUUACUACGACUGCUUCCCCAAAUACAAUGUUUGAAAUCAACACUUCUGCUGAACCAAAUAUAAACAUGACUGCCAAUACUAAUGUUGUCCAUACCACCAAUGCUUCCCCAAAUACAAGCUUUGAAAUAAGCACUUCUUCGGGAGCAAAUGACAACACCAAUAUCACUACUAAUGUCGACCAUACUUCCAACACUUCUUCCCCUGAAAAUAAUAAAAUCACCACUUCUACUCAAAACAAUUCUGUUAUUACUGUCAACACACCUGCCACUAGCAAUUCCCUCCUAACCACCACUGCUUCCCCCACUAAAGGAUUUGAAAUCAACAUUUCUGCCGGAGCAAAUGUUAACACGACUGCCAUUACUAAUGUUGACCUUACCACCAAUGCUUCUUCCAAUGCAAAUAUUAAUAUUAACACUUCUACUGAAAACAACUCUGUUGUUACUGUCAACAUAUCUGCCACUAGCAAUGCCCUUUAUGCCACUACAGCUUCCCCAAAUACAAGUUUCAAAAUGAACACUUCUGCUGGACCAAAUAUAAACAUAACUGCCAUUACUAAUGUUGACCUUAACACCAAUGCUACCCAAAAAACAAGCUUUGAAAUUAGCACUUCUUCUGGAACAACUGUCAAAACUGCUAAUAGUGACAUAGUCCUUACCACUACUGCAGCCCCAUCUACAAGCUUUGAUAUCAGCACUUCUCCUGGAGCAAAUGUUAAAAUGACUGCCAUUACUAAUGUUGACCAUACUUCCAAUACUUCUUCCACUAGAACUAAUAUCAAAACUUCUACUCAAAACAACUCUGGUAUUACUCUCAACACACCUGCCACUAGCAGUGCCCUCCUUACCACCACUGCUUCACCCACAAAAGACUUUGCAAUUAACACUUCUGCCAGAGCAAAUUUGAACACCAUUGCCUCUACUAAUGUUGACCUUACCUCUAAAACUCUUACUGAAAAUUUUAUAUUCACCACUUCAUUUCAAAAUAACUCAAGCUCGACUGUCAAUAUGUCUGCCACUAGCAGUGCCAACUUCCUCUCCAUUUUGUCCCAAACUGCAAAUUUCAAAAUGCCAAUUACUGCUGAAAACAAUUUCAGUGUCAGUAUCAGCACAGCUGCCCCUGGUAAUGCUAUAAACACCACCUCUACUGUUCCUACAUCAAGUGUCAACAUCACCACUUCAUUUGUUACAGUUAACCCAUGUCAAGGUGUAGACAGUCAAGCAAUUAAGACUAUGCUCUUGUAUGGAAAUGCUUCUGCGAUACUAUGCAACUUCAGCAUCACUGACUAUGCCUGUUCAUUAGUUUCUGUUCUGUCUACUGAUGAUAUAGCAAAACUGCUAAUAUGUAAAUUUACAGACAGCAUAAAGUACGCACAAGAAGUUUGGAAACUUUUUUUCCACAAUUUGGCUGUGCCUUUGGAUGAAGCACUGGACAAGGUUUACAAUAUGAACCUCAGCAGUGCCAAGCCUGACCCAAGUAUACUUAAUGCUCUUGCGGAAGUGAUAAUCAAGAACUUCACUACAGCACAGCUGAAGAAUGUCACUUUUGUUACAAAGUGGUUCCAGAUGAGGCUCAGACCACUGUUGUCAUCAGUGUCCACAGACUUUCUAUCCAGCCUCAGUUUCACAAAAUUCAGCUGUGAGACCUACCAAAUUGUUGUGGAAGCUCUCAGUAGUCAAGAAUCACUCAUGACAGAGGAACAGAAGCAGCUAGUAUUUUCUUCAUUUAUCUUUCCUUUCCUCUCAAAAGAUGGCUCACCAGAUCCUGGCUGUGUUUCCAUCACUUCAGGCAGCAAUGACUGGCUUUUAAAGAACCUUGGCAGUUUCUUCAAUUAUGCCACCUUGACAGAACUAGAAAUUUUAAAUGCAAAUUUCUCUAGUGUUGCAGUGUUUGGUUUACUGUCCAUUGAGCAGAAGGCACAGUUCAUCUUGCAGCCGGAUACAGGAGUGUUGGGAAAUGAAUUAGUGAUUAGAGAGGUGUUUAGCAGUAUGAUCGCAUCUUUUGAUCUCAAUCAACUUAGCAUGUUCUUCACAAGCUUCAGCCAGACUGCAAUACAAAUGAACCUCACUAGCAUUCCUUCAGCAAUUUCAGACUCAAUUCUGAACAUGACUCUAAAUAAUCUGGUGCCUCACUUCCAACGUUUCAGACCAGAGGACUUUGCCCUGUGGUUCCAGAAUUACCUUUCCAUCUUACUUCCUGGUAUUGGUUCAAACACCCUGUCGAUUAUACCCAUGACUAUUGGCUGUGACUCCUACAGAGAGAUAGUGAAAGGACUUGAUAAUGUGUACAGUGACCUCUCUGCAACACAGUCCAACACUGUUUUCAAUUACAUACAAGACUAUCUCAAGUACCAGUCCAGCCAAGGCCUGAGUUGCUAUGGUGGUGGAAGCUUUUACAUGUUCCUGAAACAGUUGCUCCUCAGUUUUGGAUUUCCUGACCUAAUAGACUUCCUGUCUCUUAUCCCAGAUGACCGACAGGCAGAGCUCUUGAGCUCCAUCUCUCUGGAAGAACUUAGUAAGUUCCUGAACAGACCAAACACAGUUGUUAAUGGUUCUGAGCUCUGCACACUACUUGACAACUACAAUAGAACCAAUCAGUACCUGGAAAUGGAGCCUGUUUUGUCCUCAGUUCUGGCCAGCCAAACAUUGGAGUGUGUGUGGCCUCGUGCUCUCAGUGCCUCAACUCAGGCUGAUGUAGAACAGUGGUUUAAUGUUAUACUGGUUCACUACCUGCCCUACCUCAGAUCUCAGCUCAUCAGCUCCACCCAGCUCAGUGGUGCCUCUUGUCUGUCAUACAGGAAACUGGUGUCUAUCCUGGGGGACAACUUCAAUUUUUCUGCAGCUGAUUUCUCCCCAGCUGAUGUGUACAGCUCUAUAAAAGUGUAUCUGAGCAGUGGUGAUUUCAGCCCCCGCUGCUAUAACUCCUCAGAUCCUUUUCUGAACUCCACUGCCUGGUUUGCAGACAACAUUGGAUUCUUCAUCACCUUCAUCACCCUCAGUGAUCUGCAAACAUUUAUAUCAGAUAAAAAGAUUGGUCUGUUCCUGGAAAAUUCAAAAAAUCUUCAAUUGUUCAAUAACUCAAAAAUUGCAGUCAGCGUCACAGAGUACUACACAACUCGAUUAUAUACCCAGAAUCCCUCGUUUAAUCCCCUAAGAUUACCAGGUAUACUUCUCUGUGAAUCACCUGGCUCUGUUUUUGCUCCUCUUGGAAUUGAAGAGAGUCAGACCAUUCUGUCAAGCAUCAACAAAUUCUGCAGUAAAACCAAUCCAGAGAUUACAGCAACAAUCGUGACAAAGUUUUCUACUUUGUCUGCAACUACAAUUGAGUUGCUUGGCAGACAGAGUGUGGGCCUUACUGUUGGUCAGAUAAGCGCCACCUCCUCCAAUGUAAUAAAAAGUGCUCUGCCUAUGCUGAGUAGCAUCAGUGGCUGGGACCAAGGGCAAGCAAAUGCCCUCAUCCAGAGCAUCAUUGGUUCAGGCUUUAAUAUUAGCAGUUCAUCCUCUCUGUUAUCUUUGGGAACACUAAUUGAAGGAGUUACCUCUGCAACCAUGUUCAGCAUCCCAUCUUUUGAGCUUCUUACUUUGUCCCAGAAUCCAACAUUCAUCAAUAACAUUCAGUCAGCUCGAGUAAUUCUACAGGAAACCUAUGUCCAGCAGAUCAUCUCUGUAGACCAGACAAAAGUGAUCAAGAAUGUACCAGAUGCACUAGUUAUGCAUAUCCCACUUGUUCUCCUGUCAACAGUGAGCUCUAUUGAGGUUUCACUAAUUAAUAACAAGAGCUGGAGCCAUGAGCAGGCUAUGAUGUUGUUUGGUGCUGUGACCAGUGCUAUUGAUAAUCCAGAUGAUUUGUCAGCAUCAGUACUGCAGGGAUUCUCAUGCAGCUCAGUUCAGACUCUCCCAUGGCAAAAAAUUAAAGAUCUGGUGAAAGCCUGUAGACCACGUUCAGGCAGAGACAAGGUCUCCCUAAAAGAGGCACAGCUGACAUGCAUGUAUAACAUCAUGAAAGAAGACUCUUUGAACUUUACCGAUGUUCCUUUUGACAUGCUACUCUACUACAGCUAUGACAAAGUGCAGCAUGGGCAUUGCAGAUCAUAUUUUGCUGCUUUGGGAGGUGCAGAUUUCUCUGUUCCUUCAACCAUCCUCAACAAACCAGCCACUCUGUUCAACAAUGCACGGGCCUGCCUGGGUAUAUCUGGUAUGAGUCUAACAAGGGAUCAGGUGGACGUUCUGGGGAAUAUGGCCUGCACACUGGACUCCUCCUACAUCCAGAACUCUGACCCUUUCAUUUUGGAGAAACUAAAGAACUGUGGAGAUCUUUCUGAUUCUCAGAUCAUUGCUGUACAGUCACUGCUCCUCAGUGGAAACACUGCUUAUGGUAAUCCUAUAAAGUGGAAUGUACAGACUCUGCAGCAGCUGGGCAUCCUGCCUCUCUAUUUCAAAUCAGAAUUUUGGGGACAGUUCAGCACUGAUAUUAAAAGGACAUUUUUAAAGUCAUUUAUGCCCUUUCUGAAGAAUCAAAAGACCCCAAUACAUAAACUGAGAAAGUUUUUUAUAGAAUGCAACUUCAAAGUGUCCAGAGCCCAUCGUGCUGCAGACUGCACCUCAGGCAGCAUCACACCCAUAACAAUUGCAGACUCAUCAUUUCCUGUGGGAUAUGACACCAUUCAGUUUGAUUUGUGCUUGAAUACCACUGUCCUGCAAGAAAAUCUGGCAGCCAUCACUGAGAAGGUAGUGGACACCAGUUUCCAGACUAUCAUUCUAAACAAGCUAAACCAGAUCUACCCAUCAGGCCUUAAUGACAGUGUGCUACAGCUACUAGGCCCAACAUCUCGUGUGGCAACUACUGAUGAUAUUAACAAGUGGAACAUUGUUAUAAUCGACACGCUGUCCUCUUUGAUGAAGUCUAAUAAUGGAAACUGGGCACCAGGGAUGAGUAAAGCAGUGAUUAUGAGGUAUUUGAGCAUGGCUAAUCACACUCUGGGAACUGCUGAAAUAAAUGCAAUUGGUGCCAGCAUAUGUUCUUUGGAUGUCAGUUUACUGGAAAAUAUCACUGCUGAGAGCCUAAAGAAAGCAAACACUCUGGAUUUGUCCUCAUGCUCCAUUCAACAAAAAUCUGCUCUGUACAUCAUCAGUAACUCCUCAUUCAGCAGACAACCCAACACUUACCAGCUCAUGAGACCUUACAUGGGAGGUGCUCCUGUACAAGACCUGCAAUCUCUUUCGUCCAAGAAUGUCAGCAUGGACAUUACCACCUUCAUGAAUCUAAACCCGGCUGUUAUUAUGGCCAUAAAUGUGAGCACAGUGCAAGGUCUACUCGGAGUGAACGUGGCUGAUCUGAAGCUGUUUGAAAACUCCUCUGUGGUUCGGUCUUGGGUGGCUCAGCAGUACCAGUAUGAAUUGAACACCCUGAAUAUUAACCUUUUUGGAGGCAAAAUACCUUCUGAGUCAUCUCAAUCCACAAUCACUACUGUCACCAACAGUCAGACAAACCAAACAACAUCUGCCAAUAUCACAGCUCAGGCAUCACAUGCACCUACGUUUCAUGCUGGAGCAUGGUGGUUCCUGAUCCUGUGUGCAGGAAUCCUAACGUUCCACAUGACUUAACAUUUACUUCAUUAAUUACUAAUAAUAAUUAUUAUAAUCACAUCUAAUCGCUGUUAUUCAACAUAUACAACUUUUUGCAAUACUUCUAGUGGAAUAUAUUAAUGUAUUAUCUCACAUUUUAAUUCAUUAAUUGAUUUUAUCAUAAACAUUAUUGUAAUAUAUUUUCUGUAGAUGUUUGUAGACCCGAUUAAGUCUAUAAAUCUAAUAAAG
Molecule: messenger RNA, 9732 nt
Organism: Silurus meridionalis
Lineage: Eukaryota; Metazoa; Chordata; Actinopteri; Siluriformes; Siluridae
Exons: 51
Coding region: 1-9522 (3173 amino acids)
Biological process (GO): cell-matrix adhesion
Cellular component (GO): cell surface
Source: RefSeq, a predicted model, not a curated record